UUCUUUUUUUUUUUUUAAACUCUCCGGCAUGAGUCGACAGUCCAGUUUAUUUUCCUGGUGGAUAAACUUUAACGUUGUACUGUGGUAGUGCACUGUAGUUUCUGGUACGCUGUCCUCUCUGUACAGCGUUUUUAGUAGUCAGCUUCAAGACAUACCCAAAUGGUGAACUUUGAGGCGCAAGCGACAUCCAUUUUGGAACAAAUGGCCAACAGGGCUGUGAUCGAAAUGAGCAAAGUUGUCUCCGACACGACACAAGAAAUCUCGCUGGACGAGGACGACAACUCUCCACUUUCAUCGACGGAUAACGUGGUCUGUCAUGUCAGCACCUUCAUGACGUUGCUGGCUCAAGAGGCGGCCGAGAACAUCUGCCAGCUUUUCCACGAAUGUUCAUCUCUGCUACGCUUGCAAUUGACGCAGGGGGAAGCGGAGCUGGAGGACCUGAAGAAGAGGCUUGACGUGGCAGAAACGGCGGUAAAUAUGGUGUUGACAAGUGCUCACACUGUGAUAGCAGAAGAGGCAGUGUUUGAGCAGGAAGUGGGCAGAGGAGUAUGUACAUUGGAAGGAGAGGAGCCCUCCGGGGGGAAGAGUGCCUCAGCUGUGUCUGAGGACGGCAAGGUGUCAGCCAUCGUUUAUGUAACUCACAAGGACAACGAACAUCUAGCAGUGACGCAGGACACUUUGGUUGACCAGAUGUCGUGUGGGUCCGCUCAGCAGGGAGGCAACUUGGACCCGGAUGAUCCAGACUAUCAGGAGCAGGAAGAUGCCAGCGACACAGGCCACAUGGGCCGGGCCAGACAUGGUGUCCGAGCCGGCAAGCAGUGUGGCAAGAACUCCAGCAAACGGCUGCAGCCCAGAGUCCACCAGGCAGCGUGCCAACGCGACAACUUCUCGUGCUCGGUGUGCGGACACACCUUCACCCUCCGCCGCAGCCUCAACGUGCACAUGCGUCAACACACGGGAGAGCGUGCUCACACGUGUGACAUGUGCGGUAAGGGCUUCACGCUCAGGCAGAUCCUUCUUGACCACCAGCGCAUGCAUAAUGAGGAGCGACCCUUCAAGUGCACACAGUGUGACAAGAGCUUCUACCGAGCACACGGGCUGAAGAUGCACCAGCGCUUGCAUGCCGUCCGCCGCGUCCGCACUGUUGAGCGUGUCCACCGCUGCCCCUUUUGCGAGAAGACCUUCAAUAUCAACGGCAACCUCCGGCGCCACCUGCGCAUCCACACAGGCGAGAAGCCCUUUCGGUGCGACACGUGUGGGAAGAGCUUUAACCAGGCAGUCACGCUCAAGGGCCACCAAAGGAUCCACACGGGGGAGCGGCCAUACGCCUGCAUUGCCUGCGGGAAGACCUUCAUCCAGAAGAGCACCCUGGAGAUGCACACAGAUGCUGCCUCGCUGGCGUGCGUGGUCUGCGGCGCCACGGCAGACUGCGUAGAGGCAAUGCGCAGCCACCUACAAAUGCAUGCCGACGCUGUGCCGUGCGCCUGCCUGCUGUGCGCCCAUUGGCUGUCAACAGUGACAGAAUUGCGCUCACACCAGCAGCACCACCAUACGGCGGGCGGUGCGCACGACUGCACCAUCUGCGGAAAGACAUUCAAGUCAACCAGCUACCUAAAAAUACACCUCAAGGUGCACAGCGGAAUCAAGCCCUUUUCCUGCGACAUCUGCUCCCGCGCUUUCUCGCAGCACAGCAGCCUCAAGACGCACCAGGCGGUGCACACGGGCGAGAAGCCAUUCGCCUGCAACACGUGCGACAAGCGCUUCAGCAACAUGGGCAAUCUGACCCGCCACCGCCGCGUCCACACUGGCGAGAAGCCGUACAUCUGCGAUGUGUGCGGUCGCCGCUUCAACCAGAGCAACAGCCUCAAAGCCCACGAGCAGGUCCACACUGGCCACAAGAAGUUCAUGUGCGACCGUUGCGGCAAGAGCUUUGGCUACAGGAGGAACCUCAAGAACCACAAGUGUUUCUACUACUGACUGCCUGAUUGGUUGAAAUGACUUUACUGGUUCAAAAAGGACAGCAUUCUUUGGUUGUUGUUCUUACAGCAAAGUAGUAAAAUGCAGCACAGGAUUUGUAAUGCUUUGUUGUACUACUGGAAAAAUCCACAGUAGAAAUCUAAGACCUAAACUCAAACUGGGUCCGGAAUUAGCAAUAAAUUAUGUUGUGUAUCAUCCUAUAUUGUUUUCCAGAGUAAAAGGUAAACUUUGUUAAAAUGACUUUCUUCCCUUGUUAAAAUUUGACUUGGGAAAAAAUGAUUUGUUCUUUUAAGAUUGACUUUUUAUCAUGACAAAAUGUCUUUGUUCUUGUAAAGAUUACCACUUUUUUUUAUCUUAAAAAAUGUGACUGAAAUUCCUACGACAUUUAUGUAACAGGGUUUACAGGGAAUGUCAUGACUACAAAUGUUCUGCUGUUGGUUUCUCAGCUUUGUCUCUCAAAACGAUCUACUGUUUUAAAAUAAAAGUUUCACUGUUUUAAAAUAAAAAUUCCACAUUCAGCUUUUACCACUUCUGCAAUAAAAGCCCUUUAGGUAGUAAAAUAAACUGUGUUUUACAAAUGA
This is a messenger RNA of Phyllopteryx taeniolatus (common seadragon), 2558 nucleotides long. RefSeq names its product zinc finger protein ZFP2-like. Gene Ontology annotation, molecular function: DNA-binding transcription repressor activity, RNA polymerase II-specific. Lineage: Eukaryota; Metazoa; Chordata; Actinopteri; Syngnathiformes; Syngnathidae. The transcript is spliced from 8 exons. The record is from RefSeq and is a predicted model, not a curated record. Bases 160 to 1977 code for a protein of 605 amino acids. Gene Ontology annotation, biological process: negative regulation of transcription by RNA polymerase II.